AUGAGCCAAGGAAACAACUCUUCGUGUUCAUCAUCAAACAUACCUAGAACUGCUCGUGAUAAAUUCUUUAAAGAUAUUCAAUAUCAAAAAGAAAAAAAGAGAUGGUCAGCUGAAUGCUUAUUAUGUGAAAAACCAAAAAGAGUUUUUGAUAACAUAGGUGUUACUUCCAAUUUUACUCGACAUGUUCGAGAACAUCAUAAAGAAGCAUUUGACAUAUGGUUACAUGAAUUAAAAGAAUUAAAAGGUACAUCUGCAAAAAAUCAAACGAAUAAAAUUACAAAACAUUUUCAAAAAAUACCUACAACACAAGGUUCAACAUAUAAUACAAAUCAUCCACGACAAGCUGAAUUAUCAAUGGCCAUCGUGAAUGAUUUAAUUAUUAAAUUAGGUCUGCCUUUAUCAAUUGUAGAACGACCAGCCUUUAUUAAUUUCAUGAAAACGGUAGAUCCUAAAUUUAGCAUGAUAAGUCGUCGAACUUUGAGUCGAACGACCAUUCCUUCAUUAUAUGAAAAAAUGCAAGAUCAAUUAAAAACUUUUUGUUCAACAGCUGCAUUUUUAUCCUUGGCUGUGGACAUUUGGAGCGACAGGAGGUUAAGGUCUUUUUUUGCUGUUACUGGGCAUGCUAUCAUUGAUGGUGCUUUUAAAUCAUAUGUCUUAGGUUUUGUUCCCUUAUGGGGUAGUCAUUCAGGCUUUUUAUUACUUCAAAAAUAUCAAGAAAUGAUCAAUAUAUGUGGUAUUAAAGAUAAAAUUAUCCGAUUAGUUACUGAUAAUGGAUCGAAUAACAUAAAUGCAUUUAAAGAUCUUGUUAUUCCAGGUUUCGAACAGUACUUUACUGAAGAUGAUAAUGAUGAUUCAAAUGAUGAAGAUAGUGGUGUAAAUUUAAAUGAUGGAACAGUUAGUGAUGAAUAUGAAUAUGAAUAUCCACCAAAUAUUUGCUCAACAACAACAAAUGAUUUUACAACUGCUGAAUUAACACAAGAAGAUCUUGUUAAAGAUUCAUUUCGUAGCUUAUUAGAAAACAAUGAAGUUUUUCGAAUUCCCUGUUUUGCUCAUACAAUUCAGCUUAUUGUAAAGGAUGGAUUAAAAGAAACACAAUCAAUCUUAUCAUCAUUAGAAAAAGUGUCUACAAUUGCAAAACUUUCACAUAAAAAUACAAAAUUUGCAGAAAAAUUAGAGAUGAUGAAAAUAUCAAUACCUCGUGCUGUUAUUACUCGUUGGAAUUCACAAUUUUUAACUGUUGAAAGUAUUUUAGCUAUACCUACUCUUGAAUUAAAUGAAAUUCUAAUCGAAUUAAAACAUUCAAAUCUAUGUUUAAAUGUUCGUGAUUUAGCUGUUUUAAAUGAAUUUGUUGCUUUAUUAUCAUUACUUGCUGAAGUAACAACAACUACGCAACGUGAUAAUUCUCCAUCUAUUUCUCUCGUUGCUCCAAGUAUUCUUGCUAUUUAUUUCGAUUUAAAAAAUGAAAACAAUAACAUUCAACAUACAACAACGUUAUGUAAUGCUUUAAUUUCUUCUUUGUUAUCACGAUUCGGUGGUCUUUUGGAACAAUUGGAAAUUGACGUUAAUGAAACAGGUAUCGAAUUUAAAAAGAAAAACCAGUUUUAUGAUCUGUACAAAGAUCCUGUUUUCCUUUUUACGCCAUUUCUCGAUGGCAUGUUCAAACUUAAUUGGAUUACUGAAUCUUUUCUUCCUGAUGCAGCUAAAGAACGUAUAUGUGCAAGAAUUAAAAAACUUAUAUUUGAUAAUGGUGUUAUUAUUGAAUAUACUAAAGAAGCUUCUGUUCCAGUGGACGUUGAACCGGUUCAGGAAGAACAAGUUCACGGUGCUGAAUCAUCAAGUCCAAGUGCACUCAAAAGGAAACGCUUAUUUUCAAAUAUUCAUAACGAUCAGAAAUAUUCAAAAAAAACAAAAUCAAUUGAUUCAAACAAUUAUAUUAAAGAAGAAAUUUCACGUUAUCUUAAUGAUCGUAACAAUGACAACAUGAUUCUCUUAAAACCAACAGCGUCUAAUUCAUAUAACACAUUAGCUAAAUUAGCUACAAAAUAUUUAUGCAUACCGACUACAACAGCCACUGUCGAACGUGUUUUUUCUCAAAGCGGUUUUCUUUGCCGAGCUCAUCGUGCUCGGAUGAGCAGAAAAACCCUUCAGCAAUUGACGUUAUUGAAAUGUAAUUGUGAAACUUAG
Rotaria sordida is the source of this 2184-nucleotide messenger RNA. The record is from the annotation of a GenBank genome assembly. Lineage: Eukaryota; Metazoa; Rotifera; Eurotatoria; Philodinida; Philodinidae.